Labrus mixtus (cuckoo wrasse) is the source of this 4463-nucleotide messenger RNA. RefSeq names its product structural maintenance of chromosomes 6 (gene smc6). Gene Ontology annotation, cellular component: nucleus; site of double-strand break; Smc5-Smc6 complex. Bases 1115 to 4204 code for a protein of 1029 amino acids. Gene Ontology annotation, biological process: double-strand break repair via homologous recombination. The transcript has 25 exons. Gene Ontology annotation, molecular function: damaged DNA binding; single-stranded DNA binding. The record is from RefSeq and is a predicted model, not a curated record. NCBI's taxonomy places the organism in Eukaryota, Metazoa, Chordata, Actinopteri, Labriformes, Labridae.
CAUUAUAAUUGUAUCUGCUGCUGUUGUGUUCCUGCUGGGUUUACAAUAGGCUAUGAUCUACCUCCUGGCUUGAAGACUGAAGGCUCAUGUCUCUCUUUUAUCGCUCAUUCGACCAGUUUUGUUUUCUUUGUUUAUAGUUACUCAAGUCUUUAAAUAUCCCACCAUAGUGUGUCCGGUGUCACAUUUGUAAAUGUCUCAUAAUAGCAAAAUUCAGUUUCUAAAGUUGAUGAAUUUAAGAGAUUGUUCAAGUCUGACGUGAUAGACAUAUUCAAAUGCUGAUGACACCGAAAAUAUUUUUUUUUCACCAUAAAAUCAAGUAUAUUUUUGUUGUCUGCAUCCAUAUCAAUAGUUCGCUGAAAGUGUUUUUUAUUUCUUCUAGUGUAUCACAAAAGGCAUCACAACUUACAGCAAAGACAAACAAAGAAGAGAUGCACUUUAUCAAUAUUUUCAGCUGUUACUUUUAAUAUAUUUUUUCUUUUGUCCAAUUCUGAUAAGAUAACAAGUUUUUAUGUAGUUUAUUUAUUUUUUAAACUCACGUUUAAGGGAAUAAAAAUCAGUUCAAAUAAAGUGAGCAAAGAUGAUUGAUGACUUAUUCAAUGGAUCCUUGUCACAGUAUUGUUAACAAUAAGGGUCCACUUGGCAGGGCAAAUCUUUGGGCUCCAUAGAAGUUAUGAUUUUAUGACAGCAUGUGUGUUGACAUGGAUUUAUACCAAAAUAACUUUGACAGGAUUACAUUGGCCAAUAAAAUAUCUGCCUUGACAUCAUGCAUCCCCUGUGCAGCACAACAAACUGAACAGUUCGUUGUAAGUUCUUGUUUCUGUUAUUUGUACUUCCAGAUACUUGUUUCAGUAUGAGUAAGAGGAAACUUAAAGUGAGCGGUGAUAAGAAAGCAGACAAGAGCUGCAGAUUAAGAAUUGUUGGUAAUGAAGAAACACCGGGUGAUAAAACCCAUCAGGGACCGUCUUCCAGCAGCUUCCCUCUUUCUGCCACAGUGAGUCAUUUCCCCACAAAGCACCAACUAUUUGUCUUUACUUUCUCUCCAACUCAUUAACGGCUUAAUAUUGUUUCCUGCAUGUAUUUCUAGGGAGAUACCGGCCUUAUUGAAAGUGUCAGCAUGAAGAAUUUCAUGUGUCACCGUGUGUUCGGUCCAUUCCAGUUUGGGCUAAAUGUGAAUUUCAUCGUCGGCAACAAUGGAAGUGGAAAAAGUGCAAUCCUGAAUGCCCUGACUGUCGGCCUCGGUGGAAAGGCAACCGUCACAAACAGAGGAGUGUCCCUGAAGGAUUUUGUAAAGACUGGUGAAGAUGCUGCAGAUAUAACCAUAAAUCUGAGAAACAGAGGACCAGAUGCCUAUAAAAGUGACGUGUACGGCGACUGCAUCUCUGUUGAGCAUCACAUCCCUUGCAAUGGAACCCGAACCUGCAAACUGAAGAGCAAAUCAGGAAAACUUAUCUCACACAAAAAGGAGGAGUUGACGGCCAUCUUGGAUCACUUCAACAUCCAGGUGGAUAACCCAGUGUCCAUUCUUAACCAAGAAAUGAGCAAACAGUUCCUGCAUACAAAAAGUGAAUCAGACAAGUAUAAGUUCUUCAUGAAAGCAACUCAGCUGGAACAGAUGAAGAGGGAUUACACCCAGAUCAAACAAACUACAACAGUCACACGACAGCAGGUCGAGAGACAAGAGGAGUGUCUCAAGGACCUGAAACAGGAGUUUCUAAAGAAGAAAGAGAGGUAUGAAACCGUGUCAUCCUUCAGUGAGAUAAAGGAGGUCCUUGAGAAUCUGAAGAAAAAAAUGGCAUGGUGUUUGGUCAGAGAGAAGGAGGUGUUAGUACAGCAGCUGAAGGAGGACAUUGAAAGGGAAGGGAAUAAUGGCAAACAUCAGAAGAACCUUCAGCUCUAUCAGGCUACGGUCAUCCAAUUAGAAGGGAGGCUUCAGUGCGUAAAGAGCUGUAUUGACAAUCUGAGAGAGCAACAAGACUCUUUAUCAGAUGACUGUCACAAGUUGAAAAUACAAGUGAGGAUUAUUAACAAAAGUCAUAAGGAAAAGGAGCUUGUCUAUUUUCGGGUUCUGAACAAACUCAAGCACUCAGAGAAGGAACAAAAUCUUCUUCAGGAGAAAAUAAACAAUGCAAAAACAAGCAGGAGCCCAAACAAAGAUGGAGAGACAGAAUACGCUGAACAGAAAAAGAAAAUAUCUAGCCUGAAAAAGGAGCUUGCAGAGCUUGAGAGCGAGUGCUCACAGCUGAAUCAAGAGAUCAAUAGCAAACAUCAGGCACUUUUCAAAAGAAGGGAAGAGCAGGACAAGCUGAGAUUGGAAGAAAGAAACAUCCAACAAUCAUACGAGUCCAAACUUAUGAGAAAGACUCGGUUCCUCGCCAGUCAGUCAAACAACCUGAAGCGUUUUGGAGAUAAUGUACCCGACCUGCUGAAUUCCAUUUCUGAGGCGCAUGCCAAAGGACGCUUUCUCAAGAGACCCGUUGGUCCCCUAGGAGCCUGUUUCAGUCUGAACGAUCCCACGUUGGCAGUAGCUGUGGAGUGUUGUCUGCGGACCCUCAUGAGGACUUUCUGCUGUGACAACUACAAGGACGAGGCAGUCCUUCAGGAGCUGAUGUCUACCUAUUAUCCAACAGGCACCAGGCCACAAAUCAUUGUCUGCCCUUUCUCAGACAAACUGUACAACAUUCAAGGACGGAAAGCAUAUCACCCUGAAUGUCAUACUCUGAUUGACGUAAUCACAGCACCAAGCCCGGUCAUCAUAAACUGCCUCAUUGAUAUGAGGGCGAUAGAAUCUGUUCUGAUCAUAAAGGAAAAAGACAUAGCGAGGAGGAUCAUGCAGCAAGGAGAGUCACCCCUAAACUGUCGUGAGGCCUUCACUGCUGAGGGAGAUCAGGUGUAUCACAACCGUUAUUAUACCUCUGACUACAGCAGAGCCAAGUAUCUGGGCAUGAAUCUCCAGACUGAAAUAAGCGUGUUGGAGUCAGAGUUGGAGAAUCAGCAGGCUCAGCUGUCCAGGUUUCAGCUCCAAGUGACCUUUUUGUCUAAUGACAUCUCGUACAUGGAGAACAAGCUGAAUACCGCCAUUACCAUCCUGAAGAAAACUCUGGCCUCUGUGAAUCAAAUCAAGGCAACAAUAACUGAGCUGCAGACGGCUGGAGAGGAGCACGCUAGUGACAUCAGCUCCUUGGAAGAAGUUGCCAACGAGAACCGUCAGAAGAUCAAGACAGAGAAACAGGCUGUUGAUGAAGCAAAGUUGGAGCUAGACAAAUGUCGGAAAAAGGCAGAGGACAUGGAGUCAGAAUACUCUUCUGUUAGGAAACAGUUUGAUCAACUCCUUGAAGAGAGGGAGCCCUUAAAGCAUGAACAAGAGAAGCUGGAGGCUGAGUGUACAAAGUGUAAACAUAAUUUUAAGAUCAUAGAGAACCAACUUAAGGCUCAUGAAGACAACAUCCAAGCUAUGAAAAGUGACCUCGCCCAAAGAGAAGAAGAGUUACAGGAAUAUGUGGCCAAAGCCUCAGAGAUCAGUCCUGAGCGGCAGCAGGUGACCGGCAGCAUCAUGAGCGUCGACAGAGAAAUCACUCAGCUGAAGGAGAAAAUCAAAGUUUUGGAGAGCAGCCAUGGAGACCGGGAGAAAGUGGUCAGGGAGUACGCAGAGGCCCUCGCUCUCUACAGAAAGAAAACCAACCAAGUGACAGAUCUGCGGGGGUUCAUUGAUCGACUUGACAACAUCAUGUCAGACAGGGGCAACAGAUACAAAGUCAUGCGUAGGUCUCUCUCUGUCAGAUGCAAGCUGUACUUCAAUAACUUUCUCAUAAAGAUGAACUGCUGCGGCGCCAUGGUUUUUGAUCACAUCAAUGAGACGCUCUACAUCUCGGUUGGGCCUACAGAGAGGGAGGAUGAAGCUGUGAGGGACACGAGGUCACUGUCAGGCGGUGAACGCUCCUUCUCCACUGUUUGCUUCAUGCUCUCCUUGUGGGAGAUCACAGAGUCACCCUUCAGAUGCCUCGAUGAGUUCGACGUCUACAUGGAUAUGCAAAAUCGCAGAAUCUCUCUGGAUCUCCUCCUGGAUCUGUCUCAGCGGCAGCUACUCCGACAGUUUAUCUUCAUCACUCCCCUCACCACCAGAAAUUUGCCUAAAAGCAGCCUCAUCAAAGUGCACCAGCUUCAGGGUCCACACAAUCAGAGGGAGACUGAGGAUGAAGACGUUUGAAGUGAGCUCUAGAGACCAUAACAUAAAGGAUGUUCAUGUGCACAGUAAUUUAUUUUUCAGCCUUACCCUACUGUAUGUGUUUGUGUUAUGUCUUUGUUUCUUUAGUGAGAGAGUGUAAAGGAUGUGUUAUAUGUAAAAAUGUUGUGUUAUUCAUUAUUCUGUAACUCAGUAUUCUGUGUGUUUUAGAAUGCUAGUGUUCAUUAUUCCUGAAGUUAAAAAUCUGUUUUGAUGUAGUAUACAUUUUAGUUUAAAUGUUUGU